AUGUACACAUUCCUGGGGAAUUUCUCCUUUCUAGAGAUCUGGUAUGUUUCUUCUACAGUGACCAAAAUGUUGGUCAACUUCCUCUCAGAGACGAGCACCAUCUCCUUUACUGGCUGUUUCCUACAAUUCUAUUUAUUUUUCUCCUUGGUCACAUCUGAAUGCUUCCUUCUGGCUGUCAUGGCCUUUGAUCGGUACUUAGCCAUCUGCCAUCCCUUGCACUACCCUAAUAUCGUGACAGGACAUCUCUGUGCCAAACUAGUCAUUACCUGUUGGUUUUGUGGCUUCCUGUGGUUCCUGAUCCCCAUUGCUCUCAUAUCUGAGUUGCCCUUCUGUGUUCCAAACAUUAUUGACCAUGUUGUAUGUGACCCAGGGCCAUUAUUUGCAUUGGCAUGUGCCUCUGCCCCAAUAACCCACCUGCUUUGUUACACUCUAAGUUCAUUAGUUAUCUUUGGUAACUUCCUAUUCAUCUUUGGGUCUUAUACUCUUGUCUUAUUAGCUGUGUUGUGUGUGCCUUCAGCCACGGGAAGACAUAAGGCCUUCUCCACCUGA
Choloepus didactylus (southern two-toed sloth) is the source of this 549-nucleotide messenger RNA. RefSeq names its product olfactory receptor 11H12-like. Gene Ontology annotation, biological process: G protein-coupled receptor signaling pathway. Gene Ontology annotation, molecular function: olfactory receptor activity; G protein-coupled receptor activity. Lineage: Eukaryota; Metazoa; Chordata; Mammalia; Pilosa; Megalonychidae. Gene Ontology annotation, cellular component: membrane. The transcript has a single exon. The coding region runs from base 1 to 549 and encodes 182 amino acids. The record is from RefSeq and is a predicted model, not a curated record.